Rotaria socialis is the source of this 1476-nucleotide messenger RNA. The record is from the annotation of a GenBank genome assembly. Lineage: Eukaryota; Metazoa; Rotifera; Eurotatoria; Philodinida; Philodinidae.
AUGAUGAUAUUGAUUGGUGUAUUUGUACCAUUUUCGGAAGAUAAAACAAGACGUAGGCCGGCUAUUAUUCGACGUGGCUACUUUUUAAAUCGGCAUCACUAUUCAUACGAUAAAAUAACACCGCCACGAUCAGAUACAGCAGCAGCUGCAUUAUGCUUAAGUUCUGGUAAAUUCGAAAUCGAAUUAGAGCGUUUAAUUAAUCGAAAAGGUUUAAAUAUCAAUGGAACAUGUUGUAAUGGGCCCGACCGAUUUUUUACAUGUGUUCAAUCAUGUAAAACAUUUAUUCGUUUUUGUCUACGCAAUCAAAAUCCAAAUUUGGAUAAUAUUAAUCGUCCGUUAACGUUUAAUAAUGAUGAAUGCACAUAUAGUUUUGAUGAAACACCGAUUCUCGGCGGAAAUAAUAUUGAUUUUGCGCGUUUACCAUAUCGUGUAAAUCUUAUUGUUUUACCUUUUAAAUUUAGUUGGAUGGGAGAUUUUGUUUUACAAAUUAAUAUUUUCAAUGAUAGAACUUAUGACGGUCAACCUCAUCUUGGCAGCGCACGCGAAUUAAUAAUGUCAACAACGAUCCGUUCAGUAAUAUAUCCGAAUUCAUCCUGGCAUCAUUCUCAAACAAUUGAUUCUUCAUUAACUUCUCAUGAAUUUUCCUUUCGCUAUCGAGUAUCAUGUUCAACUAAUUUCUAUGGUUCACAAUGUUCACGUUUUUGUUCUCCACUCUCAUCGCAUUCACGAUGUGAUCCUCACACAGGUGAUAUUAUAUGUCAACAAGGAUGGACUGGAAUGGAUUGUAAUAAAGCUAUUUGUCGCCAAGAUUGUCAACACGGUCAUUGUCUUAAUCAACCGGGUCAAUGUCUUUGUCAUCAUGGAUGGACAGGAAGUCAUUGUGAAACUCCAAUAAAACCUCUAAUGAAAAUUAUCAACGAAAAACUUCAGUGUCAAAAUAAUGGAAAAUAUAUCGAAUCUAAAUGCGAAUGUCCAUCGGAUUUUCAAGGUCUAUUAUGUGACGAACGUAUUUGUGUAAAUGGCGGUUUAAGUUCGUCAGAUAAAUGUAUUUGUCCACCGGGUUAUCAAGGUAAACAAUGUGAAAUUGAAAUAAAAUGUCCGAUAUGUCGUAAUAACGGUCGUUGUGAAGAUAAUAAAUGUGUUUGUCCGAAGGAAUUUAUUGGGCAAUAUUGUGAAAUUGAUAUACGACUUAUACAAAAGAAAGAACGAAAAAUUUUAUCAAUGGAGUUAAUUAUUCUAUUAUUGUUUAUUGUUAUAUUUCUAUCGAUAUUAAUGAUUGUCACAUGUUUAUUCUAUAAAUAUUACAAUCAACGGCAAAAACAAUUGAAAAAAAUUCAACAGAUAAGCUUCGAAAAAAUUUGGACCAUUGAAAAUUCGUCGAAAAAUAUCUUCCAAGAAUCAAACGAAAAAAAUCCCGAAAAAAAAGAUAUUAACACAAAAUUGAAACAAACCGAUGUUCAAGCUUCACUUGUAUGA